AUGUUCCAACCAGAGGAUUUCCCUCCUUUAGGGAAAACAGAUAACAAGAGAUCAGAAAUCCUUCCUUCAAAGAUUUCCCCCUCUAGAUCACUAGAACCGCUGACACCACUAGAAGAGGUGCUAAACUGGCAAACCUCCAACUCAAUCGUCCAGAAUACAUAUCUAAAAAAGAUAGAUGGGAAACUGGACCAAGCUUUACACCUAGCUCAAAAGCUGGAUCAUAAGUUGGAUACUUUCUCACAAGAAGUACUCCAGCUUCAUUCAUCACUUACUGCAAAGUAUCAGGCUCUGGAUAGAGAGCUUCGGAUACCUCAGCCCAUUACAUCCGCCUUUAUACAAAAGGAAAAGGAGAUCACACGGCUGAAAAAACAAAUAGAUCAAAUUGAGCAUGAUCUUCGAAGAGACCAGUCUACUAUGAUUCCAUCCUUUACUUCAGCAGCCUCCACAUCAUCGGCUAUUGCUCCUUCGUACUAUUCUUCAUUCCCUUUUCUUUCACAACCAGAACAACCACAAGAAACCCUUUAUCAGCCCUUUGGCACCUUCUCUCACCUUUAUCCAAAAAACUCAGAAACCCAGCAAAAGAAAACCUCUCCUCCUUUAGCCUCUAAAGACAAACUUCCAGAGCAAUCUCUCAUCAGUCCGUAUGAUUCAGAAUCCUCUUCAAAUACUUCAGAGAUGGCGGACAUCACUAAGAUUCUCAUGAACACUUCUGCUACUGAUCCCAGUCCAGAAAUAGUGGAACCUGAGGAUGAGGAUGCUCAGUCAUUCUUUGCUCCCACUGGAGCUCCAAACCCAAGGUCAAAACCAGCUAGCACGGUACCUUGGUUCACUUUUAAUGACCUACCACCAUCGAAAUGGAAGGACAAGCUUUCCGAAUUCUUGGCAUGGAUUGAUCUCCAGAUGACCUUUGAAGGGGCCACACUCAAAAAAGUCCUUGCCGAAUUUGUCACAAGGUUUACCGGAAGCUUAAGAGAUUGGUUUCAGUCUCAGCCUGAAUACACUAGGCUUCAAUUUGUCACUCUGCCAACUCCAUUAGCAGCAGUAACAAUCCUCCAUAACCAGUUCCUUGGGAGUUAUGACCUUGUCAUAAGACAGCAGAAACAAGAGUUCUUUGAUCGAAAAUGCUGUUCAUUAAAAAUGAAGGAUCUGGAAAAGCACUAUUCGGCUAUGUCCAAACUCUACUAUGUCAUUGGAGGACAUGAUGGUGACGAUACACUAAAGUAUACCUUCAUCACCUCUCUGCCGGAUGAAAUACAACCUGAGGUCAACAAUAUGAUUGCGGCAACAAAGAGACCAGUCACCUCUAUUACACUUGGCGAAAUUUGGCAAUUCACACUCUCUUCCAUUAAGAGAUUGUGUGAUCAACAAGAGCUAUUCAAAAGGUUAUCUCAAAGGGAUUUGAUAGUUCAAAAGGCUUGCAACAAGAACCACCUCAAGAUUAAGUGCAAAGCCGCCAACUGCGUCUGUUCAAAUUAUAAGAUGAAGCCUGGACAUCAUUUCCAGAAAUACACGCGCAGCAACAAGAAGUUCAGGGAAAAGACCCCAAAGAGGUUCAAAUAUUUCCGUAAGAAACGGAAUCAAGGGUACAAGUCUGACAGGUGUUUCAUCUGUAAAAGAAAGGGACACUAUGCAAAAAAUUGUCCUAGGAAUCCAGAAAAGUCAGCAAAGAUGAUCCAACAAGUCAGCAUGUCUUUAUCUCUUCCAGACUCUUUUGAAGUGGAGAUAGAAUCUCUACUUUCGGAGCAAGAGGAUCUUACCCCAAAAAGCUUAUUUGGGUUAGAAAUGGAGUUCUCAGACUCCACAGAGUCCUCACAAGAAUCUUCUUCAGACCCAGACGAUAGUGAAAUACCAAUCUUGAUGAUUGAUCUGCAUGAAGAAAGUCAGGAGAAUAUUCUGGAAGAUGUAAUACAAUAUCCUCUCUCUCCAACCCUACUGUCUUCUUUCUUUGUUUCUUCCCCACCUCUUGAAACUUUUUAA
Molecule: messenger RNA, 1977 nt
Organism: Ricinus communis (castor bean)
Lineage: Eukaryota; Viridiplantae; Streptophyta; Magnoliopsida; Malpighiales; Euphorbiaceae
Exons: 1
Coding region: 1-1977 (658 amino acids)
Molecular function (GO): nucleic acid binding; zinc ion binding
Source: RefSeq, a predicted model, not a curated record